Suncus etruscus (white-toothed pygmy shrew) is the source of this 619-nucleotide messenger RNA. RefSeq names its product HD domain containing 3 (gene HDDC3). Lineage: Eukaryota; Metazoa; Chordata; Mammalia; Eulipotyphla; Soricidae. Gene Ontology annotation, molecular function: guanosine-3',5'-bis(diphosphate) 3'-diphosphatase activity. The record is from RefSeq and is a predicted model, not a curated record. Bases 1 to 540 code for a protein of 179 amino acids. The transcript is spliced from 4 exons.
AUGGCCUCGGAAGCUGCGCUGCUGCUGGAGGCGGUGGACUUCGCGGCUCGCAAGCACCGUUGGCAGAGACGGAAAGACCCCGAGGAGACCCCCUACAUCAACCACCCGAUCGGGGUGGCCCGGAUCCUGACCCACGAGGCGGGUGUCACCGACAUCACGGUGCUCCAGGCAGCCCUGCUCCAUGACACCGUGGAAGACACGGACACCACCUUGGACGAGCUGGAGCGACACUUCGGGGCGCAGGUGCGGGGCCUGGUGGAGGAGGUGACAGACGACAAGGAGCUGCCCAAGCUGGAGCGCAAGCGGCUGCAGGUGGAGCGGGCGGCCUGCAGCAGCCCCGGGGCCAAGCUGGUGAAGCUGGCAGACAAGCUGUACAACCUGCGAGACUUGAACCGUUGCACCCCGAAGGGAUGGUCCGAAGAGCGGGUGCAGGAAUACUUUGAGUGGGCAGCACAGGUGGUCCGGGGGCUGCAGGGGACCAACCGGCAGCUGGAAGAGGCACUCAAGCAGCUGUUUGCAGAUCGGGGCCUGAGCCUGUGAGCUGGGCUGGAGGCCCUGGAUGGCCUUUCUCACCUUCAGCCCCCGGUAGCCACAGGGUUUCCAGACCAGACACUUGCCC